Copidosoma floridanum is the source of this 3209-nucleotide messenger RNA. RefSeq names its product kinesin-like protein costa (gene cos). Lineage: Eukaryota; Metazoa; Arthropoda; Insecta; Hymenoptera; Encyrtidae. The record is from RefSeq and is a predicted model, not a curated record.
AAUAGGUUCUGUAUAUAAUACACAUACUUGCACUACUUGCACGGUGUCAUAUUUUUUGGAGCUUUGUAUUACGUUUAAUGUUGAAUUUUAAGCAACAGUGGAGUUUUUAGAUUUGAAUUCAUAUUGAGAAAAAAAAUUUAUCGUCCCAAAUAUCUACUACAAGUUCACGAUGCACUGAGGCUUCUUAAACAUUGUUUUUUAUAAAAUAAUACGUAUAUAGUGGAAUUGUUAAAUCAAUCACACUGAAAUAUUAUCUACAAUGAUGCACUAUGGACCUUGGAUUAACCCACAGCAAAUGUUAAUGGAGCAGCGCACAUACUAUCAAUGUGCAAAUAGUUACUUACAAUCAUAUUUUUCUUCAAGCGACCAUCAGGAGGAAGAGAAUGAUAAUACUGGAGAUGAUAUGCCAUGUGAGACAUCAGGAGAUCAAAGUCCUAAUGCAGAAAUGUUUCGUCUUGCAUUUGCAGCUUCCCAAUGGUCAAAAUUAGUUUUCAAUGCUGAAGGUUUAUUCAAUAAAUUAAUAUCGACAAAUGUAUUGCCUCAAAAUGAGCAAAAUUUGUUAAAAAAUCAAAUUGAACAAUGGCUUUGCAUGAAACAAGAAUAUGAAGAGUGCAUUGCAGGUGAUGACUCAAGUAGCUUACAAGGUUUUGCAGGAAAUACAAGGAAAUCUUUAGAAAAGAUUGAAGAAGUCACUGAAACAGAUGAAUCAGAUAACUGGAAAUCUCGGAGCAGAACUAAAAGUUGCAGUAUGUCAGAUAGUGAUAUGUUUGAUGACAAUCAAAGUGAUACCGAAUCUGAGCUUGAAAAUUCACACUUUUUAGAUAAAUUAGAAGAGUUUAUGAACACAUUUAAAAUUCAAACUGAUGGCAUUAUAGAUACAAAAAAAGGUGACUUUUUCAAUUUAACGGGUUAUUUAUCAACACCAAAACGUAUUAUUACUGAUAAUUUAUUACCAAUAAAAAAUUCUGUCACAAGAAGAGUCUCCAUAUUGCCCUACUCUAAUGAGAGUCUAGAAAUAAAACAAGCUUUUCAAGGACGUAACAGAACUCUUAGUUUGACACAUCAAUCAAGUUACGAUAUAAACUUAUCACAACUAGUUUCGUCCAAAGAGAAUGAAGGUCAUGAGCAUUUUAAUGAAAAUCUUAAAAAAGAAUCUUUAAACACAGUUUCUAAUGUACCAAACUUAAACGUCUGGUCCGAAAGUUUAAAUCCCAUUGGAGCAAUAAUUGUUAGGAAUAAUGAAAAUCAAAUGCAAGCGGAAAAAGUUGUACUUGAUUUGAAUCUUGCUCGUAAAGAGUUUGAAGAAUUGCAGAAGUCUAUAAAAGUGAAAGAGCAGUUCAUUUACGAAAUGCGACAUACUUGCAGUACCCGAAAUAAUGCCAAUAGUGUGUUUGACAAAAGUCGAAGCAAACUGGAAGAAAAAUGUCGCAAUAUCAAACGAAUGCUUCAUUUCAAAGAGGUCAAUAACUUUACAAAAGAUUCUGUGCAUGAAGCUGAAAUAGAAAAAUUUAAAAGUAUAUUACUUUAUUACCAGAAAAAGUUGAAGGAUACUAAAGUGAUUAAACAAGUCAUGAAUGAAUCAGGUAAGACAUUAGCACAAGCUAAAGACUCUCUUAAGACUUCAAGAAAGCAGUUGGAAAAACUAAAGCAGGUACUGGAGGGUGAAGAAAAUCGCAGAAAAGAAUCGGAGAGCAAAUUCAAUGAAAAUCAAAAAAAAUCACAAGAGUUGAACGAGAUUCAGGAGUCAAAGGUAUUUAAAAUAAGAGGACUCGUGCAUGAACGUGAUAUGCAUAGUACUUCUAAGCUGGAAACGAAUUCGGAUGAAAAUUUAACAGAAACAAAUGAAAAAGUUUCGUACUUAAAUUAUUUGGUUAACGAAAAAGUGGAAACUGAGAAUAGUGAUAGCAGGGAUAAGUGCGAGAUUUUGCGUCAAGAAAUAAUCGGCUUGAGAGUCAUUAGAGAUCGUUUGUUGGAAGCCAAAAAUGAAGUUGCAAACAACAAAUUUUUAACUUCUUUUGAGCAGCAAAGACAAUUAUUACUGAUAGAUGAAUAUGUUGAAUCCAUUGAUGUCAUGAUGGAGCAAAAAAAUAUUAUGCGCUGCAAUAAUGGACAUAGCAUAGAAAAUAAAUUUAAAAAAGUUGAUGAGCAAAUGUCGAUGAUGAAUCGUCUUGAUAUACUAUCUCAUGAUGAGUUAGUAAACUUAUUUUACAGGUACUUCUAUAAAGUUAUUGAUCUUAAAGACAGUUCAAGAACUCUAGAAGUACAAAACACUCUUUUAGAAGAUUCUUUAAAAAAAGAGAGAAUUGAAAGUGAGGCGAAAGUAAUCGUGCUUCAAAAACUUUAUCAACGUCAGCUCACUCGUUUCUGUAAAUAUUAUGCAGAAGAGACUAGCAGCUCGAGUUAUGAUGCUAAAAUUAAUAGAAACAAAAAUUUCGUAGCGCAGAUAAUGAAGGAAAACUAUUCUUUGAAAAAACGUCUUACUUAUUUCGAAUCACUGUUUAAGACUUCAGAAGCCACCCAAGCUAUUCAAUCUAAUUCUGUCAGAAGUAUGAAGCAAAUGCUCAAACCUGAAUUAAUGCAAAUAGUAUUACCCAAGACGAAAGUAACACGCCAAGGAAAUAAAUUAAUUUUCCAAACAAAUAAAAAAAAAAAGUGAUGAAAACAUUGUAAUCAUUAAAAAUAUUCCCUUCCACAAUCUUACUAUUUGUAUUUGAGUUUUUUACAUUUAAAGAUUUUUCCUUUAGUUCUAAUGAGUGUAACAUUAAAUGUAGGCUUAAACAAGUUAUUUGAUAUAUAACUCCCAAGUCAUUGGCAUGAGGUUGGCAGCAUCAUCGCUGCCGUAUGAUGAAAUUGAAAGGCUGCGGUCACAUUGAGCCGCGUAAAGCGUAAAUGUAUAAGCGCAUAUCACGUCAAAUUGGGAAGGUUAGAUAGUAGGUAGUAGAAGCUAUAUAUAUUGUUACUCGAAAGCUAUUCGAGAAAUUUAAAUAAAUUUUAUACAACUUCAACACCGCAAAUUUUAAUUUUUCUUUUCGAAAUCGUAUCAUUGAAUAAGUCGUACAGACCUUCUACAAUUUUCUGAAAGUUCUUAUGACUUGUUUUUUAUCUAUUUAGAUAUCAUCAGAAUGAAUAUCUGUGGCUUCCCGGACAAACCGAUUAACUCCAUUUUUGUAAUUUUCGAGAAAGACGGCUUUAAAGGUUGAAAGGCUAAU